AUGAAGCUUCUCUGGGUCUGCGCCGUGGCCAAUGCGAUCGGGCUCUCGGUUGCCAUGGGUCUUCUGGAGACGGAGACGGCUCCGGUCAGCAUGAAUCUCUUGGAGGCCGCGGCCCUGCCGUGCCAGAGUGACAGCGAAUGCCCCGCACUCACGUGCCACAGUACCACGUGCACUACGUCGGGGUUCUGCCUGUACACGCCACUGGAACUGGGCACCAGGUGCCCGGGCGAGAGCUGCUCGAACGGCGGUGCGUGCGACGACGACGCCAAUGAUUACUGCGACCUCCGUGGCACGUGCAUCAGUGGCUUCAAAGGCUCCGAGACGGUGUGUCGUCCAGCCGAUGGCGAGUGCGAUGCGCCCGAGGUGUGCUCUGGCACGGCCAGCGCGUGUCCCGUCGACGCAUUCAAGUCCUCGUCCACGACGUGCACCGGCACCAACAACGGCGGCGCCUGUGAUGACCAAGACUUGUGCGACGGUUUCGGGAACUGCGUCGACAAGUACUUGCCAUCGACGACGGUAUGCCGUGCGUCCGAGGGCCAGUGUGAUGAGGCCGAGAUGUGCUCUGGCACGUCCAGCGAGUGUCCCGAUGAUGUGUUCACGCCAUCGACCACAACAUGCACUGGCGCAAGCAAUGGCAACCCAUGCGACGACGUCGACUUCUGCGAUGGUCUUGGGAACUGUGUCGACAAGUUCUUGCCGUCAACGUCCGUGUGCCGCGCCUCCAAGGGCCAAUGUGACGUGGCAGAAUCGUGCACCGGAACGAGUGGCAUCUGUCCAGUCGACGCAUUCCAGCCAACAACCACAACAUGCUCGGGGACAUCGAACAAUGGGCUCUGCGAUGAUGUUGACAAAUGCGACGGUCAGGGCAACUGCGUCGACAAGUUCUUGCCAUCAACGUCCGUGUGCCGCGCCUCCAAGGGUCAGUGCGACGUAUCCGAGUCCUGCACCGGGACGAGUGGCUCCUGCCCAAUCGAUGCCUUUCAAUCAAGCUCCAAGACAUGCACCGGAACUCAGUCGGGUGGCGCAUGCGACGUACAAGAUCUCUGCGAUGGUUUUGGCAACUGCGUCGACAAGUUCUUGCCGUCAACGUCCGUGUGCCGCGCGUCCAAGGGCCAGUGUGACGUGGCAGAAUCGUGUACCGGUACGAGUGGCAUCUGUCCCGUCGACGCAUUCCAGCCAACUACCACAACUUGCUCGGGGACAUCGAACAAUAACUUCUGCGACGUCGUCGCUGCUGCCAUUGCCAUGGUCACGAUGCGCCAGCGCCGCGACGAGCUCGCGCUGGAUGACGCCACGUACAAGCUGCUGGCGACGCACGAAGACGCGUCGAUCGCCUUGUAA
This is a messenger RNA of Saprolegnia parasitica CBS 223.65, 1341 nucleotides long. RefSeq lists its product as hypothetical. The record is from RefSeq and is a predicted model, not a curated record. Lineage: Eukaryota; Oomycota; Saprolegniomycetes; Saprolegniales; Saprolegniaceae. The transcript is spliced from 2 exons. Bases 1 to 1341 code for a protein of 446 amino acids.